Molecule: messenger RNA, 1569 nt
Organism: Botrytis fragariae
Lineage: Eukaryota; Fungi; Ascomycota; Leotiomycetes; Helotiales; Sclerotiniaceae
Product: putative mfs sp sugar:h+ symporter protein
Exons: 5
Coding region: 1-1569 (522 amino acids)
Biological process (GO): carbohydrate transport; transmembrane transport
Cellular component (GO): membrane
Molecular function (GO): carbohydrate:proton symporter activity
Source: RefSeq, a predicted model, not a curated record
AUGGAAAAAAUAGAGGUCAAGGCACCUGUGCCACAGACUGAAGAGAAGCAAUCAUCGGAGAGAGGUAACUCCAGCCAGGGAGAUGGAGUUGAAAUCCCAAGACAUACUAGUUUUGUCAACGUUAUGGUCCUGGUGACGGCUUGUCUUGGUGGCUUUCUCUAUGGUUUCGCUGCCAACGCGAUUUCUGGCACAGUUGCUCAGCCGACAUUCAUUGCCAAAUUUUUGACCAACUCUCAGGCUUUACAGCUCACAGAUGCAAUGCUUGGAGGAUUUCUAGGUGGUGCUAUGGUUGGCUCUCUCCUACAAGCCCCAAUAUCCAACAAGUUUGGGCGACGUAUUGCCAAUGCAGUGGCCGCGGGUAUUGUGAUUUUCGCUGCUGCUAUUUCAGCUGGAGCAGUCAACGUUGCUAUGUUUAUUGCAGGUCGUGUUCUUACCGGUGUCGGUGCAGGCAUGGUUCUCGCCAACUCUCCAGUUUACAUGAGUGAAGUUGCUCCUCCUCACAACCGCGGCAUGCUUGUUGGACUUCAAGGUGUUGGUAUCGUUACCGCGUAUAUAAUGGCUGCAGUUUGCGCCUUGGGAUUUAAUUUUGUCGAAGCCGAAUAUCAAUGGAGAUUGGUCUUCAUUGUACUCUGUGGAGUUGCUUGUCUUCUCCUAGUGUCUCUCUGGUAUCUGCCCGAAUCCCCAAGAUGGUUGAUGGAGAAAGGAAGAGAUGCAGAGGCCAAGCAAGUUUUGGAAUACUUGCACAAGACCAAAGAAGACCCUUAUAACACUUUAGCCCGUGCUGAAGCUGUUCAGAUCAGGGCUCAAGUCGAUACCGAGAGAUCUCUACCAAAAGGCUUCAUCUAUAUUUUCUCCACCCCGCAUCUCAGAAAACGCGCCUUUAUUUCGAUCAUUCUCUGGACUAUGGGUCAAGGUACUGGUAUCACUGCAAUUGCAAAUCUCAUCCCCACGUUUAUGGCAGGUCUCGGUUUUGGUACUGUUGUUCAAUUAGGGCUCGGUAUUGUCUGGUCGGUUUGCGCUGUUAUUGGAUGCGGUAUCAACGUUGUUCUUUUGGACCGUAUUGGAAGGCGAAAGCUUUUGAUCAUUGGUGGUUUCGGAAUGGCUGCUAUUCUUAGUACAAUGGCUGCAUUGGUCAAGUACUAUCUCGGUACACCUGCAGGCCCUGGUGUCAGAGCGCUUGUUGCUCUUUAUUUCAUUAUGGGUGCCUUCUUCACUUCGACGAUCGAAUGUACUUCCUACGUUUACGGCUCUGAAAUCUGGCCAACCCAUCUCCGCAGUGAAGGAUCCACCAUUACAUAUUUGAGUUUCUUCGGAAAUGCUAUCGCGUAUAGUGCUCCCGUCUCUGUUGGCUUAAACAACAUCGGAUGGAAGUUCUAUAUGAUUCUCAUUUGCGUGACUGUUGUCACUACCAUUAUGAUUGUCAUCUGGUUUCCAGAGACGAUGGGUUUGACAUUGGAGGAGAUCAACGUUACGUUUGGUGAAAAGGUCGAGUUGGAGCUCAAGGAUGCUCUGUACAACGAGACUGAAUCGACAACAUCAGAUCCUUCCAAGAAAGAAUCUGCUGCAUAA